Ruditapes philippinarum (Manila clam) is the source of this 799-nucleotide messenger RNA. Its product is annotated as suppressor of tumorigenicity 14 protein homolog. The transcript has 5 exons. The record is from RefSeq and is a predicted model, not a curated record. The coding region runs from base 139 to 795 and encodes 218 amino acids. Gene Ontology annotation, molecular function: protein binding. NCBI's taxonomy places the organism in Eukaryota, Metazoa, Mollusca, Bivalvia, Venerida, Veneridae.
UCCUAGUUUUUAUCACCUCUAUUUCACUGAUAUGGAGUGUGUGGUAUUAAUACGUCCAAGAGAUAACAGCAGAACUAUUUGUCGCCAAUCAGUUACAUGUUUUGGAUUUAUAUUUUGAAUUUUAUUUAAUUCACCGAAAUGAAAAUAAAAUUUCAACUUACAUACGUGUGUUUAAUGAUUUUGAUUAACAAUGCCGCAGCCAUUACGGAGAAAUACAUGGACCAGAUGUGUGGAGAAACCCUUGACCUUGACCUUUAUGAGACAGUGCGCCUAAAGCUGACUGCACAAGCAGUUUACAAACCCAAUAUGCUAUGUCACCUCACGAUCAAAACGAAUUCUUUUUACCAAAUAAUGUUCUACUUUAAGAGUUUUGCUUUGGAAUCGAUGUGUUAUAAUGAUUGGCUAGAACUUCACGACGGCAAAUAUUCAGCGUCAGCUUUUAUAAGUGGUAUGACCCCUCAUCAGUGUGGAACUUACAAAAGGACCACUGUACGAAACACUUCCGGGAAAUAUCUUCAUCUUAAAUUCCAAAGCGACGAUACUAUACAAAAAAGCGGAUUUGAUAUGAUACUGACUAAAUACCAUAACGGAAUUUGUUAUACCGACGAGUAUGCCUGUAGCAAUGGGCACUGUAUUGCCAACAACAUCUCGUGUAGUGGUUUCAACCCGUGCGGAGAUUAUUCUGAUUGUGGUAACAACGUAAUCAGCGGUUCCAGUAGUCGCGUGUUUAAUGUGGGCGGGAUCAUAGGCGGGGUUAUUUCUGCUGUCACCGCCCUUGUUAUAAUCGUUAUCUAGGGAG